GUUUGGCAUGUUACUGACAAUUUGAAACGAACAACUCAAAAUUUUUUCAUUUCAUUUUUUGUCCUCGCUUAUUUAACUGCAAAGAUGGCUUGCUGCCCCCCAAAUAACCCUAAUAUGCCGAGAUCUAAUAUAACUUGCCCUCCGUGUCCGCCAUGUUGCGCACCGUGUACUAUCCCGGUGAUCGCCGACAACCUACCCAAGAUGCCUGUUCUGCCGGUCCCCGGUAUGGGUCAACAUGUGGAGUGCAAUCCAGUUUGCGUACCGCUGAAUGCUCCAGUUUGCCCGCCACCACCACCAAUGAUGAGGAAAAAGUGUAAAUACAUACAGCCAGCCAGACCGAAAUCGUACGCUCCCCAAAGAAAAUUUAUUCCACCAGAAAUGAAGAUGGAGGGCAACACCAUCUACAGAAAGUCCUUCAUUCCGGUUGAAGCAGAAAAACCCGUUCAAAUUAUACCUGAAAACAACUUAUGCGUAGGCGAGGGAAAAAUAUCCGACAACACAGUAAACAGAAUGUCUUACCAGCCUCACAGAGUAAAACCCACGUGUCCAAUCUAUCCAUGUGAACAUAAACUUAUUGGAGAGGGACCAAUGCAAGAUAUCACAACAGCCAAACACGACUAUGUACCUAAGCCAUUUAUCAGAACAGAGCCUGUGAAACCUGCAACAAAUUUAUUCUCUUCCGAGUGUCCAUUGAGCGACAAAACUGUAAAUCGUAUGUCUUAUACACCCCAAGACGUAGAGAAGGCUAGAGUUACUCCCAUAAGACCGACCAAUGCUAUUCCUGCACCUAGUGGAAAACUAAGUUGUAAUACAGUGCAAAAAAUGUCGUAUCAACCCUGGAAGCCACAAGAGAAAAUCAACAUGCCUUGGGCCGAGAAACCGCGUUAUAUACCUCCGAAGCUUAGGAUGGAAGACAACACUAUUAACAAACUAAGUUAUGCACCUCCUGGAGAAUAUGUUGAAUGUGAUCCUAGCGAUCCCCAUUGUAUUGAUUGUCCUGAUGGCCAAUGUGCUGUGCCUGCUUGCAUGGGUCCCACAUGCUCCAUGCCAUGUUGUUGUCCUAGAGCUGCGUGUUAGCCUAACUGAUAUUUUUGUUUUAAUUAAAUCUCUUGUGAAAUUGCUCACACUUUGUUUGAAAUAUUUUAUACACAUUUUUAUACAAUCAGUGUUGCUUAUUAAACAACUACUUAUUGAUUGAAAAACAAGAUUCUUGCGAACAACAGUAGCGUGGAAUAACCCUGCAGAUAUUGAACGAUUUACUAAAAUGAGCGAAGAUGAAGUUGCACCUAUUAAGAACUAAAAUCAUAUUUUAGAUGAAAAUAAGUAUAAUAUUAUCAGAAAUUUGCUUUACUAAAUUUUCCAUUUAUCAUAAUUAUGCAUUCAUUUUUAAGGGUAACAUAGCCAAGGAUCCAGAACAUUUUUUUUAUUCAUGAAACAAUAAUUUUGUGACCUUUUUAAAAUAUGUAAAAUAAUGUAGUUUAAACCAAUUGUACAUUUUUCUGUAGAUCAUGUCCUUUAUUUAUCUUAAAAGGCAUUUCCACAUUCACAUAAUAUUGUUGUUCAAGAGAAGCUAAAAUAAAUUGAAUUUGUUGGUUU
Psylliodes chrysocephalus is the source of this 1596-nucleotide messenger RNA. The record is from the annotation of a GenBank genome assembly. NCBI's taxonomy places the organism in Eukaryota, Metazoa, Arthropoda, Insecta, Coleoptera, Chrysomelidae.